Salvelinus fontinalis (brook trout) is the source of this 4481-nucleotide messenger RNA. RefSeq names its product RAB3A interacting protein (rabin3) (gene rab3ip). Gene Ontology annotation, molecular function: guanyl-nucleotide exchange factor activity. Gene Ontology annotation, biological process: exocytosis. The transcript is spliced from 12 exons. The record is from RefSeq and is a predicted model, not a curated record. Lineage: Eukaryota; Metazoa; Chordata; Actinopteri; Salmoniformes; Salmonidae. Gene Ontology annotation, cellular component: Golgi to plasma membrane transport vesicle. The coding region runs from base 662 to 1972 and encodes 436 amino acids.
CAUGCUCUCGUCUAUGAUCAAUAGAUUAGCCUGUUAGGGCCUAAUAGACUAUCAAUAGGCCUAUAUUGGCUUAUCGAUAUAGAGAUCUUACAUCGCAUCAGAAGGAAACUCACAUUUCAUUGUGAAGUAUAGAACUAUUGGCGCAUUGCAUGCAAUAUCAUAAUCAAACAGUCGGAUUACAAUGUUGCGAUCACAGUUUCGUAUUAUCUAUCGUCUGCUACCAUGAAAGAUGAAUAUGACAUGCGAUACCGGCUUUGCGCAUGCGCCACUGUGAGGUUGUCGGUUCACUUCUCGUCGGUGCUCCGUUCCCACCCAACCAGCGGAGAAGAAAAGAGCAGGUGAGAGGAUGGUCGGAUGCUGCUGGCGUUACUAAACCGAUGAUAUUCAGCAAACAUACACUUCAUGCACAGCGAAACGGGAGGUUACUGGCGACAGGUAGCGAGAGCACGUCGUGACAGUUGGGUUUUUGCACGGUGGUCACUUUCCGGAGUGUUUUAUUCGUCAUAGACAGCAGGCGUCGAGAGAGAGGGCAGUAAGCCAGUGUUGGAGGUCUAUCCUGACUGAAGAGGAGACCCACUACACACACAAUCACAUCAUCAGCUUUUAAAUACACACACAUUCAUCAUCAUGGGAGGUAUAUGAUGACUGUAGCUGCAGGGCUAUGGCCAGCGAACCCCUCGAAGGCUUCCAUGAGGUCAACUUGGCGUCACCCACCACCCCUGACCUCCACGGAUUGACCUCCGACACCAGACCCCAAUGUCACAGCGCCCCUUCCAGCGCCCUGUACCGUACACCCUCCCUCAGCUCCAGCCCCUGCCCCCCCAACGCCCUGCGAGCCGACCAGCUGCCCACCCAGCCCAUCUACUCUGCUCCUCGGCUACUGGGCAGCACAGAACCCCACAAUGGAAGCGCUCCGGGGUUGGAACCCCCCGUCCGGUCAGAGGCGGAGUCAGCAGAGGGGGUGUUCCUGUCUGGAGAGGAAGGGGAGGAGUCUCUGGGUCUGACCAAUGACAGCCUGUCCCGCCUCCGCAGCCCCUCAGUCAUGGAGAUCAGAGAGAAAGCCAAUGAGAGACUGAAGGAGGAGCUAGCCAAGGCACAGAGGGAUCUUAAGUUAAAAGACGAGGAGUGUGAGAGGCUUUCUAAAGUCAGGGACCAACUGGGCCAGGAACUGGAGGAGCUCACUGCUAGCCUGUUUGAGGAAGCUCACAAGAUGGUGCGUGAGGCCAACAUCAAACAGUCGACGGCUGAGAAGCAGCUGAAGGAAGCUCUGAACAAGAUUGAUGUGCUCCAGGCGGAGGUGUCUGCCCUGAAGACCUUGGUCCUGUCCACGUCCCCCACCUCCCCCUGUCACGACCUUCCUGGGGGCUCCAAGGCCCCCUUCAAGAAGGGCCACGGCCGCAAUAAGAGUACCAGCAGCGCCAUGCUGGGCAGCGGGCAGGAGCAGAGCGCCACACAGCCCAUCGUACGAGACUGCAGAGAGCUGGACAGUCUCCUGUUUAGUGAGUUUAAGUUGUGGAAGGAGGAGCCCAGUCUGGAGAGGAACAGCUCCUUCCUGGAGAGAGUCUACAGAGAGGACAUCUACCCCUGUCUCACCUUCUCCAAGAGUGAGCUGGGGUCGGCCAUCUUGGAGGCAGUGGAGAGGAACACGCUCAGUGUGGAGCCGGUGGGCUUCCAGACGCUACCUGUCGUCAAGGCCUCUGCUGUGGAGUGUGGAGGACCAAAAAAGUGUGCCCUUAGUGGCCAGACCAAAACCUGCAAGCACAGAAUCAAGUUUGGUGAUUCCAGCAACUAUUACUACGUGUCUCCUUUCUGUCGUUAUCGGAUCACGUCAGUUUGUAACUUCUUUACCUACAUCCGCUACAUCCACCAAGGGCUGGUCAAGCUGCAGGACGAACAGAUGUUCUGGGAAGUGAUGCAGUUGAGGAAAGAGAUGAGUUUUGCUAAGCUGGGCUACUACAAGGAGGAACUGUGACCAACCAAUCACGAUGCAGAACAGAGGGAGGCGUGUCUGAAUCUCAACCUAUCAUCAGACGCACUCCGGUGACUGACAGGAUAGCUCUCCAAUCAUCCUACCCUCCCGGUUCUCGGAAGGAAGAAGGACUGCCCCCAACACUCCUCAUCGCCACCCCCUUCCAAUCUCUCAUCCAAUCACGUGUCAUUUCAGGAGACUCCUCCCAUCCUCUGUCUUCAAUACCUACAAGCAUAUGACUUAGAAUGCAUGCCCCUUACAUCCUGACUGAUCUACCAAUAACAGUGAGUAGUUUGUCAGGGUGUAAGGGGGUUGGUAGAUCAGACUGACUGAUCUACCAAUAACAGUGAGUAGUUAGUCAGGGUGUAAGGGGAUUGGUAGUUCAGACUGACGGAUCUACCAAUAACAGUGAGUAGUUAUUCAGGGUGUAAGGGGAUUGGUAGUUCAGACUGACUGAUCUACCAAUAACAGUGAGUAGUUAGUCAGGGUGUAAGGGGAUUGGUAGUUCAGACUGACGGAUCUACCAAUAACAGUGAGUAGUUAUUCAGGGUGUAAGGGGAUUGGUAGUUCAGACUGACUGAUCUACCAAUAAUAGUGAGUAGUUAUUCAGGGUGUAAGGGGAUUGGUAGUUCAGACUGACUGAUCUACCAAUAAUAGUGAGUAGUUAUUCAGGGUGUAAGGGGAUUGGUAGUUCAGACUGACUGAUCUACCAAUAAUAGUGAGUAGUUAUUCAGGGUGUAAGGGGAUUGGUAGUUCAGACUGACUGAUCUACCAAUAACAGUGAGUAGUUAGUCAGGGUGUAAGGGGAUUGGUAGAUCAGACUGACUGAUCUACCAAUAACAGUGAGUAGUUAGUCAGGGUGUAAGGGGAUUGGUAGAUCAGACUGACUGAUCUACCAAUAACAGUGAGUAGUUAGUCAGGGUGUAAGGGGAUUGGUAGAUCAGUCUGCAGUCCGUCUGAAACAUGACCGUUGCUUUUCAUUCUGAUUGGUCUGCUAGAGAGGAAGUGCUCUGAACCCAGCUGGUGCUUCCCAAAUGGCACCCUGUUCACUGUAGUGCACGACUUGUGGCCCCUAUGAGCCCUGGUCAAAAGUGGUGCACUAAAUAUGGAAUAGGGUGCCAUUUGGGACACAGGACAAGUGUAAAUCGAGGCGCUCCGUCCAUCCAUCCAUCUGUGGUAAUUCUAUCCAUCCAUCUCCAGUCCAUAUUUAAAACCAGAGGACAGUAACUAUGGUGACGACCACACUGCUGUAUUUAACUUGACUCCAUUAUUAUAUGUAUGAAACGCUGAAUGAGCUCUUCUGUCCACACUACAAGUCUGAGUCACAAAUGGCACCCUAUUCCCUAUAUCGGUAACUACUGUAGUAGUGCAAUAUGCACAGCAGGGGUUCCCAACCUUGUUUUAUUAUUGUUUAUUGAGAUUGUCUUUAUUAAAUACACCAGCUUCAUUUUGUUUCAUUUAAGGGACCUAGGAAAAAGUCUAAAGACGUAUUUUAGGUAGGCAAUUUAUUUAUUUUAUUUUGUGUUUUUUAUUUAACCUUUUAUUUAAUUAGGCAAUUCAGUUAAGAACAAAUUCUUAUUUACAAUGAUGGCCUACCGAGGCCAAACCCCUUAACCCUGACGACGCUGGGCCAAUUGUGCUCCACCCUAUGGGACUGCCAAUCACGUUUGGUUGUGAUACAGCCUGGAAUCGAACCAGGGUCUGUGAUGAUGAUGAUGACAAUAAUAAUAAUAGAUCGAUAAGGAAAAUAAAUAGUCUAGACCUAAUUUCCCCAAAUGUUUUCCACUACCAAAUGUUUUAUUACGAUAAUUUAUAUGAACCCUCAAUUUAAUUAUGCAUAUUCUAUUUUACAGGAAGUGAUUAGAUCAAUUUGAUAGUGACAGAGUCACACAUUGUAUACGAUUACUUCGCAAGCGAAGUCCAGUUUCUUUGACUCCUCGACUUUAGAGGGCCGUAGCUCAGCUUCUCACUGUCAUAGAGACGAAGCAAAUAUAUUCCCAUGUGCAUCAGAGUCUUCCUCUUGUCAUUUUACUACUUGUUCUGACCCUAAGGCAUUGCUUCGUUUUAGAUCGGAAGGUUCCGUGCCCUCCCAUGAAACUUUGGCGCCCCAUAUGUGAUGUAGAUGAUGUGAUGUAGAGAAUAGGUGCCGUUUGGGACCCGUGAUCUGGAGAAUAGGUGCCGUGAUGUGGCGGAGGGUUCUGUUGCGUUCUCUCCAAUACAAGGACUUUAGAAGAAUCUGUACAAAUGUUUUGAAAGGUUUUAGAAAACACAUCGAUGAUGAAGAAGAACAUUCUCUCUGGCUUUUUAGUUCUUUACCAACCCUUAGUUAGAAGUAUGUAGUUGUGUCGUCAUGUGUGUGGUGUGUGUGUGGUCUGUGAACGUUCCAAUCUCUUUACCUUCUCCUGGUUUUCCAUCCUCCAUUCCUCUGUUAACAUUCCAACUCCAAGCUUUCCUCAAUUUAUUUUAGUGCCUUUCUGGAACACACUGAAUUAAAAAUGGUAUACCUCUGGAA